AUGUGGCGGGCAGGACACUCGGAAGAGGAGGAUUCCGGCAGGGAUGCCAGGGACUCGUUGUCGAAGCCGCUGAAGACAUUGCGGUUUCGAGGGUCUUCCCCCGCUUCGUCUCGCUCCGUAGAGCAAGACAGAGAAUCGAAACUGGCGGACGACGAGGUUGCCGUCGAAGACCGGCUCACAACCUCAAAGAAGGGCGCUCCAUCGGACGAAAUCCACGCCGGCCUCGAGGAUCAGUCUGAGACGUCUCACCGUGAAUCUUCGUCUGUUUCGCAGCUGGCGUCCCUCUCCCCCGACUCGAUGCGGCUCCCCUCCUCGAGAGACGCACGAGACCGUCUCUUUGGCGGUUUCCUCACCGAAGAGGAAGAAGAGGAGGAAGACGACGACGCGGAGAUCGUCAUCGAGCGUGACGGCCGCGUCAGGGUGCAUCCUCACAGCCACUACGGCGGCUUCAAUUUCGGGCGGCGGUUCCACCGCAGCGGACCGUCGUUCCUGGUCGCUAGCGAACGGCGCCUUCGCGAGGAGCAAAGCGAGAUGUCGGACCUGGCGCUCCUGCGGGAACUCCGCCGAGAGAGACAGGACCGCGACAUUCACCUGCACAUGAGCGAGCGAGAGCGCGCGUUGCAGGAGGAGAUUCAUCGGAUAUUUCUUGAGGAAGAAGCGAAGUUCCCGCUGCAUGAGUACCGAAGCAACCGGCCCUUCUCAGCCGCGGAGACGAUGGCUCGAGUCACAUCAUCGCCGGGGUCCUCGCUUACAUCUGGGUCGUCCUUGAUCUCGUCGUCCAUCGGAUACGUCAUCGCCUUCAUUCUCGGCUUCGGCAGCAUCUUGCUGAUCGCUUCGCUCUGCUGCGUGCUCCGAGCUGUCUAUGUCAGAAGGAAGAAGGAAGCUAUGAAGAAGCUUCUCAGAGAGAAAUUGGGACCGGAUGCCGGCUUUGACGAUGAGCCUGCCCCGCCUGCGGAAGUUCCUGUCAAAGAUGUUCCCGGUGCCGAAGAAGGCUGGGUAGAUAUUCAAGUUGAACAGCAGAGUGCGCCUGCUGAGGAGAUGAUGAUGGAUGUCGCGCGCCAGACCUCAAUUCAGCGGAGCGCUUCAGAGGUGGCACCGCCGCCCAUCCCGGUGCCUGUGGAGCCAGAGAAGCCUGCAAAGCCGAACAAGUCACUGAAGAAGAAGAAGGAUCGCUCCGAAGCCGGUUCUAGCAUGUUGGACGCAUCAGGUGUUCCAGCGCCCCCCUCUGCGAAGAAAGCAGACAAAGCAGACAAGAAGAAAGGGAAGAAGAAGAAGGACGACUUGAAGAAGGCCCUGUCAAGCAAACACCGUGGUGGAUCAACCGGCUGA
Molecule: messenger RNA, 1329 nt
Organism: Besnoitia besnoiti
Lineage: Eukaryota; Apicomplexa; Conoidasida; Eucoccidiorida; Sarcocystidae
Exons: 6
Coding region: 1-1329 (442 amino acids)
Source: RefSeq, a predicted model, not a curated record